Messenger RNA from Amaranthus tricolor (Joseph's coat), 2372 nucleotides. RefSeq names its product UDP-glycosyltransferase 76B1-like. Lineage: Eukaryota; Viridiplantae; Streptophyta; Magnoliopsida; Caryophyllales; Amaranthaceae. The record is from RefSeq and is a predicted model, not a curated record. Gene Ontology annotation, molecular function: UDP-glycosyltransferase activity. The coding region runs from base 720 to 2051 and encodes 443 amino acids. The transcript has 2 exons.
UCCUUCACUCUAUGCAACAUAUGCCCUCUUCGUAUAUGAUACUAAAUAUUCAAUAUAAAAUCAAAGGGACACGAGAAUCGAACUUGUGACCUUUUUAUUACCUUGUCUUCUAAUAUCUUAUCAAGAAACUAACUUAAUCAAAAGUUCAAACCGUAAGAUAUACUAUAUAUUCUAUAACACCCUUUCACACUAUGCAACACAUGCUUCUUCAUACAUGGUGCUAAAUAUUCCACCUUAAACGAGAGAUGGAUGUGAUUCUAACCUGUGACCCUUCUAUUACCUUGUCUUCUAAUACCAUAUCAAGAAACCAAUUUAAUUAAAAGCUUAAGCACAUCAUAUUCUAUAUAAUCUAUCACGCCCCUUCACGCUAUACAACACAUGCCUUCUUUAUACCUGGUACCAAAUAUUCCACUUAAAACGAGAGGUGGGCGAAAAUCGAAUCUGUAACCCUUCCAUCACCUUGCAUUGUCUUCUAAUAACAUAUCAAGAAACCAAUCAAUCAAAAGUUUAAGUUGAUAGUUAAAGCCAUAAUAUAUUAUAAACCCAUCUAAUAUACAAUUUAACAAGAUUGGAGGAAAAAAAUACAAAUCUUUCGCCCAUCAAAAUAAAGGAGAUAUAUUAAGUUUUAUUCUAGGACCAUAAAAAUCUACCACAAAAUAAGUCCCAAACUUGUGUUCUCAUUUUCACAUCAAACCAAAAAACCCAAAACACCAGAGAAGAUGAGCAAAAGAUUAGUCCUAUUCCCAUUACCAUUACAAGGACACCAAACUCCUAUGCUUCAACUAGCAAACAUAUUACACUCAAAAGGCUUCAAAAUAUCAAUCAUCCAUACUCAUUUCAAUGCUCCUAAUCCUAAUAAUCACCCUUUUUUUCGUUUUCACCCUAUUCCUAAGACUUUAUUAGACUCUAAAGCUUCUAUUGCAGAUGUUAUAGGGCUUUUGAAUGAGCUAAAUGAGAAAUGCGUGGGGCCUUUUAGGGAAGUAUUGGCUCAAAUAGUGUCUGAAAUUGGGGGUGUUGCUUGCUUGAUUAGUGAUGCUAUGUGGCAUUUUACACAAGGUGUUGCUGAUGAGUUUAUGCUUCCUAGGCUUGUGUUGCGCACUAGUAAUCCAUCUAGUUUUGUUGCUUUUGUUUAUAUGUCGGUUUUUCGAGAUAAGGGGUACCUCUCUUCUAAAGGAGAUCGGUUGGAACGCCUAAUACCAGAGCUUCCACCUUUAAAGAUGAAAGACAUUCCCAUACUUGGAACAUGCGAUUUAGAAGCGACUUAUGAAUUAGUCCGCGACAUGAUAGAAAAAACCAAGGCCUCAAGAGGAGUCAUAUUCAAUUCGUUUGAGGAACUCGAAGGUCCUGCACUCGCAACGCUAAGGCAGGACCUUCAAAUUCCCGUCUUUGCAAUAGGCCCUUUUCAUAAACAGGCUCGACCCUUUUCGAGUAGCCUAUUAGCCCAUGAACGCGAUUGUAUUUCCUGGCUCGAUUGUCAUGCACCCAAGUCAGUGUUAUACAUAAGCUUUGGAAGUAUAGCUUCAGUUGAUGAAGCAGACUUUGUUGAGAUUGCUUGGGGCUUAGCCAAUAGCAAGCAACCAUUUUUAUGGGCCAUUAGGCCUGGGUUGGUCCGUGGAUCAGAUGGGCCAGCUCCACUUCCAAAUGGGUUCUUGGAGACGAUAGCAAAGCAAGGCCGGAUUGUCAUGUGGGCCCCACAAGACGAGGUUCUAUCCCAUCCUGCUAUUGGUGGAUUUCUGACUCAUAGUGGAUGGAAUUCGACUUUGGAAAGUAUUUGUGAAGGUGUUCCGAUGCUUUGUCUACCUUGUUUUGGUGAUCAAAUGGUUAAUGCUAGAUAUGUAAGUGAUGUUUGGAAGGUGGGGUUAAGAUUUGAAAAUGGGUUAAAAAGAGAAGACAUAGAGAUGGCAACCAAAAGGAUAAUGGUGGAGAAAGAAGGCAUAGAAAUGAGACAUAUAUUGGCAUAUUUGAAACAAAAGGCAAGUCUUAGUAUUGCAGCAGGUGGAUCUUCUUUCACAUCCUUGGAAGGUUUAGUUUCCCACAUUUUUUCAUUUUGAUUUGUUGGAUCUUUGAUUUUGAUGAUAACAAACACACGAACCGUAACAAAUUUGUUGUGUUUAGUUUGAUCUAUUUGUAGUUUCCAUCUCGAAUAAUUGUCGAUUUUAGGAUCAUGCGAACAUGAAACAUUGUUCAAUUUGUUUGUAGUGUUCAAUCAAUAUUUAAUCAUAAAAGUGCGUGUUAGUGUGUAGUCGACUUCAAGCUUUUGAGAUUAAGGCUCUAGCUUUGUUGUUGUGUUGUGUGAGAAUAAUUAGGAAGAAAUUUGAAUCAGAUUUAUCAGGACAAAAAAUGACAUUGCCCAAAGUACCUAGUUCAUUAUG